AGGACACCCAUCUGCAAACAUAUUGGAGUUCGAUGCACUUCACUCUGUUAUUCCAAACCGUCAAUACCUAGUUUGUGUUAGGAAAUUCUGAAGAUCUUUUAUGCGACCAUGAAUUUUGAUAAGGUGUAUGCAGAAAGCAGAAAAAACUAAGGAAUAAUCUACAUAUAGAUAGAUAUGAAGGAAUUUCUCAACAUUUUGGCUUUUUACAUAAUAGGCGCUGGAAGCGUGCAGAUCCAAAGAAGACAUCAUCAAGAUGACAUGCUUUAUCUAUCCUAUGAAAAUGCAACGGUUCGGCAAGGAAAGACCUUGGCUAUUUCUUGCAGAGAUAGAUCUGGUCAGACAGUAUUUUGGCAGGGGCCUAGAGGCCCUCUGGGACCUUACACCAGGCCUAGAGUUAUGGACUCGUCGAUAGGAAAAUUACUUAUUUUCAAUAAUACCAAAAUGGAUGAAAUGGGGAACUAUACGUGUAGCAGCAUAGGACGGAGGAAUAGAAAAGUGUUUACUCUCACUGUGGAAGAUGGUGACCUGUCAUAUGAGGGUCUUGGAGAACAUACUUUCAUGAAUCAGAAAAUGAAGGUAUAUAGGAGUGAUGAGGAAAUAUAUCUAGAAAGUGGGGCUGUAGUGAACUUAACUUGUGAAGUGCCUAUAGGAUCGGCAAGGUUUCAAUGGUACAUCACAGAUAUGAACAACCGGACCCAUAGGAUAGAGAAUUUUGUCACUCUUAGCGACAGGCAGUCAAUUUUAGAGAUCGAAAAAACCCCAGCCCUUCGAGAGAUAUACAAAUGCAUCGCUUGGACUGACCAUCAGAAGCUAGUGAAGAGAUUCAUUCUUCACGUUGGUCAUAGAUCGGACACCAUCGUUACCGUUAGUUUGGUGAAUGUUACAAGUGACAGCCUAGGGUUAUUGGUAGAAACUGAAGAUGAACAAACUAUCCCUUUCCAUCUAUUGGUGCGGUACAGAAAAGUGGAUGAUGAACACUGGCAUAAUUUUAAAACCGAGGCGCAGAAUGGUAGCAUUUUUUUCCUUAAAGACCUUCAUCCAGCGACAAAAUAUGAGAUAAAGGUAUCUCAUCCAAACCCAGCAGAUGCAGAAAUGGUGUCCAAUAGCAUCUUUUAUGAAACACUAGCUAAUAAGAAUGUGAAACACUUAGCGUCUAUUUCUGUGUUGAGUUUCGCCUAUUUAGUACAUAUAAUAUAUCACUAUGUCGUAACUGUUUUAUUGUAAUUUAAUAGAACAUUCUUUAGAUAGUGAUGUUGCUAUAUUAACUAGGUAAUAAUGUGCAAUAAUGUCCACUGCAAUAAU
Messenger RNA from Acanthoscelides obtectus, 1302 nucleotides. The record is from the annotation of a GenBank genome assembly. Lineage: Eukaryota; Metazoa; Arthropoda; Insecta; Coleoptera; Chrysomelidae.